UUAAGUAUUAUUUCAAAAACUGUUUUCGUGCAACAAUUAUAUUGCAAAAUAAAUAAUAUUUUUGCACAACCACUAAUUGUUAUAAAAUCAUGAAUGUAAAAGUGCUUUUGAUUUSUUUUGGCAUGCUAAUAUUGAGUUGUCAAGUGUGUGAUGGCCGACGUGGACGCGGUCGUGGACGCACCAAAUCGCGAGUACAAAUCGGUUUACCCAUAACGGGCAAAUAUCGCGAUCCUGAGUCGGAUCAGUAUUACAACAAUAAUAAUGGCGCAAAAAUUUUGCAAGCCUCGCAUUUUGAUUAUGAAUACGUUUUGGGUCAUAAAAUUGCUUUCCUUUGCGUGGCCAAAGGUAAUCCACGUCCACACAUAACCUGGUACAAAGAUGGCACAGAGAUUUUUCARCAUCUCUAUAUGCAUGUACAUGAGUGGCGCAUUGGCGAGGAUAAAGUCAAAUCGAAAAUCGAAAUCGAUCCGGCCACACARAUGGAUGCCGGUCUUUAUGAAUGCACUGCUGAUAAUAUGUACUCAAUUGAUCGGCGUAGUUUCAAGACAGAUUUCUCUAUUGCUUUCGAUUAAUUUUGUGAUGUUUGCAUUUUUAUAAUACUAUCAUAGCUUUUUCAUACCAAAAAUAGCUUUUCUGUGCAGCGUUAUUUUAGGCCGUUAAUGAAGUUUUACAAAUAA
This is a messenger RNA of Bactrocera latifrons, 677 nucleotides long. Its product is annotated as immunoglobulin domain-containing protein oig-4. NCBI's taxonomy places the organism in Eukaryota, Metazoa, Arthropoda, Insecta, Diptera, Tephritidae. Bases 90 to 572 code for a protein of 160 amino acids. The transcript is spliced from 4 exons. The record is from RefSeq and is a predicted model, not a curated record.